Messenger RNA from Macadamia integrifolia, 1392 nucleotides. RefSeq lists its product as uncharacterized. NCBI's taxonomy places the organism in Eukaryota, Viridiplantae, Streptophyta, Magnoliopsida, Proteales, Proteaceae. The record is from RefSeq and is a predicted model, not a curated record. The transcript has 13 exons. The coding region runs from base 27 to 1061 and encodes 344 amino acids.
UUGAUCAUAAGGCUGAAGAGAAAAUUAUGGGAAAUGCUUUGUUUCGGUGGCAAAGGGACAUUGAUGAUCCUCAUACAUUCAUGGAUUUCUUUGUAUCAACUUCCCAACCGAUUUUGCGCAUGAGGUCAUGCGUUUAUUAUCCCAAAUAUGGAUUCGGUGCAUUUGGCAUUUUUCCGCUAUUAAUAGAUAGAAGGGUAUUUUCUGAAGAUUAUGGUGUUAUGGGCUUGAGAUACGGCUCAGCAAAUUUAUCUUUUGGAGCCACAAUGAUCCCCUACUCUUUGGGAGAUGAGUUUCCAAGAAGUGCUUGGUUGGUAAGCCGAAUGGGAAGGUUAACUGCAGGGGCUCGAUACAAGCCACAGUUGGGAAACAAAGAUGGGGCAAGCUUUAACAACUUGAAGAAUUGGAGCUGUGCAAUUGGCUAUGGAUCAGGGUCUACUUGUCCUUUGAGCCCGUCGUUCAAUUUUGGUCUUGAACUUGCUAGAAAUUCCCAGAUGAUUGCUUCUUUCUAUCAGCAUAUUGUGGUUCAGAGACGGGUAAAGAAUCCAUUUGAAGAAGAUGUAGUAGUUGGAAUUACAAACUAUAUUGACUUUGGCUUUGAGUUAGAGACAAGGAUUGAUGGAGCUGAAUCAUCAAGUAAUGCCCAAGAUGCCACGUUUCAAGUAGCUGCUUCUUGGCAAGCAAAUAAAAACUUUUUGGUUAAGGGAAAGUUGGGUCCUAUUAGAUCCUCGAUAGCUUUGGUAUUCAAGUCAUGGUGGAAACCUUCCUUCACGUCCAACAUUUCAGUUGUAAGGGAUCGUAGGCUGGGUAAAACUUCCUUGGGAUUUGGAAUCCAUAUUGAGGAUCUUCGAGAAGCCAGCUAUCAAAGAGCUGGUCCAAAUUAUGUAAUGUUGACACCAAACAAGGAGCACUUGGCACAAGGUGUUAUUUGGAAAAUGGGGAAGAGGCCAAUGCUACAAUCAGAUGUAGACUCCGGGAAUUUUGACAAUUUACCGAGGGAAUUGAGACCCAUUGAUAAACAAUGUCAUCUUCAGGUGUCAAUGACAACAACCAAGGUUCAUUAAGGUUUUUGAACUUAAAAUUUAGAUGUGACUGAACACAAUAAGAACAGGCUAUACUACUGCUGCCAAGAGAACAGAUGUAGAUAUUUCUCCUGGUGUGAGCUGGAUGCACCAAAAGAAUUGUCUCUGAACAGAGAAAAUCCCCAGACAGUUGUAGGUGAAAAAAUGUCCAGAAUUACAACAGGCGAAGGAAGAAAUCCGAGGUUUGAAGAAUAGAAAGAAAUGGAUGGAGAAGUUUAUUGGAACACAGGAGAUUGUGGGUCAAAUUGUAAUAGCUCCUUUUUUUUUUUUAUUGUAAAAAAUUGAUAAAAGCUUAGUAAGUUAGAUCUAGGUA